AUGGAACAUCAGAGCAAAAAGUCAAAUGAGGAGAACACUACGGUCGAUUGGUGGUCAGAAUUUGCAAAGGAAUCGGCCGUACAUGGCAUGCCGUAUUUGGCUCGCAAGGAUUUCCAUUGGAUUGAACGCAUCUUCUGGUUGGCCAUGAUUAUAGCAGCUGCCUAUUAUGCCAUUAGCAGCUGCUAUUCGCAAUGGGAACGCUAUCGUGAUAAUCCAAUUGUCUAUGAAUACGAAUAUCUCUAUGCCCUGAAAAACUUCACCUUUAUUGGUGUUACUUUCUGUACACACUAUGAAAGUGAAGAUCAAGUCAGUGAGGUUAUCAAAGACACUUGGUCACUGGAUGUCAACGAUUCGGAGUCUUUAAAGGUGGCUUAUUAUCGUCAAUUUCUUUAUACUCUCAAUCGUUUGCGAUACACAAAUCUCGAGACUUUGAAAGACUAUAAAAAUGAUGAAUCCUUGAACAAUCUAAGCUAUGUGAAUAUCUUAUUAAAACUUCAGCAUAAUGUUUUGCCACUCAACGAGAUAGCACCAACAAUUACAGCGCCAAUAAUUACCGAAAUGGGUCUAUGUCAAACAACAGGACAAUUGAACCGUUAUAGCAAUCCAUUUGGCAAAGUGCAAACUUUGAAUGUAACACCCAUGCGUCAUUGCGGCUUCUUUAAUGAAUGUCAAUUGAAGCAUAUACCAUUCAAUAGUAUACAAACCGAAUUAUAUCUGUACAUACACGAUGUAAAUGAAGUGGCCUUGCCCAAUGAUCGUCAGACGGUGACCUUUAAUGCUGGCGAUGUUAGUUCAUAUAUAUUGAAAUUAUUACUCACAUCGAUAUCGGCUGAAAAUGAAGUACGCAACUUGCCGGUAGCCUAUCGCAAGUGUCGCUAUCACGACGAAAAUAACCUUCAGUAUUUUAAUCCCUAUCAUCCAAGUCUCUGUCGUUUAGAGUGCCGUAUAAAUUGGGCCCUAAAACUGUGCCAUUGUCGUCCCUUUUUCUAUACCCUACCACAGGAGGCACCUGUUUGCAAUGUCACUGGCAUGCUGUGCUUGCAUGAAAAGAAAUGGCUGGAAAAACCUUGCCAAUGUUUUCCAUUAUGCCGGCAGACCACUUACAAUAUUGUCGAGGAAUUCGAACAGAGCGGAGGUGGUCAGAAAUAUGUGGGUGAGCAAUUUGAGCGUACUGUCAUACUUAAGCUGGAGUUACCCAAAAUGGGCAUGAAACGUCGUGUGGUGUUUAGUGCUGAUCAAUUGAUCAUGUCAUUUGGUGGGGCAAUCGGUUUAUUUUUAGGCGCCAGUUUUAUGACCAUCUAUGGUUUAAUCUAUUUAUUUUUGUAUUUCAUCUAUGUCAAAUGCAAAUCUAAGCAAAAAUUUAAGAGGCAUCAACGAAAGCAAAUUUAG
Molecule: messenger RNA, 1389 nt
Organism: Drosophila willistoni
Lineage: Eukaryota; Metazoa; Arthropoda; Insecta; Diptera; Drosophilidae
Gene: ppk25
Product: sodium channel protein Nach
Exons: 6
Coding region: 1-1389 (462 amino acids)
Biological process (GO): sodium ion transmembrane transport
Cellular component (GO): membrane
Molecular function (GO): ligand-gated sodium channel activity
Source: RefSeq, a predicted model, not a curated record